Penicillium hordei is the source of this 324-nucleotide messenger RNA. RefSeq lists its product as uncharacterized. NCBI's taxonomy places the organism in Eukaryota, Fungi, Ascomycota, Eurotiomycetes, Eurotiales, Aspergillaceae. Bases 1 to 324 code for a protein of 107 amino acids. The record is from RefSeq and is a predicted model, not a curated record. The transcript has 2 exons.
AUGGGUAAAACAUCCUUUGACCCGCCCGAAGACCCGCUCGAAGACCCCCCCGAAGACCCCCCCGAAGACCCGCUCGAACCGAUUGCUGAUAUGACUGCAAGAUUUAAAGUGAUCAAAAGGUUCCCAUUUACCGAUGGUCACCUGGUCUCGCUCUUGGAGACGUUCGGUGAUCAGGCGGGUGCAAAAUUUGCUGGAAUUAUCCUCCACAAUAACUUGGAGAAAUUCAUGAACCCAUUUGUUGUUCAAGUCUUUGACGUGCGUGAUCCGACGGACAAAGCAGUUCUGAUAAAUGGCCGGGUUUUGUUUGAUGGAAGUCUCCCAUGA